This is a messenger RNA of Corticium candelabrum, 1464 nucleotides long. RefSeq names its product MAP kinase-activated protein kinase 5-like. Gene Ontology annotation, molecular function: calcium-dependent protein serine/threonine kinase activity; ATP binding; calcium/calmodulin-dependent protein kinase activity. The transcript has a single exon. Bases 1 to 1464 code for a protein of 487 amino acids. NCBI's taxonomy places the organism in Eukaryota, Metazoa, Porifera, Homoscleromorpha, Homosclerophorida, Plakinidae. Gene Ontology annotation, biological process: negative regulation of TOR signaling; Ras protein signal transduction; protein autophosphorylation. Gene Ontology annotation, cellular component: nucleus; cytoplasm. The record is from RefSeq and is a predicted model, not a curated record.
AUGGGUAGUCGACAGUCUCGUCCGUUGUCACGUGCUCGAGUCACGUGCCACUCAACUAGUCCUCAACGUGGCAAGAUGGCGGAAGAAGAAAUCGGAUGGAAGUCGAGCCGCAUCGAUAGCGAUUACACGAUCGACUGGGAUAAACGCUUAGGAUCAGGAGUCAGCGGUCCUGUUCGAAUGUGUGUCAAAAAGUCAUCAGGAGAGAAGUUUGCUCUAAAAAUUUUGGUCGCCAACGCGCGAACUCGCCAGGAGGUGCGUCUUCAUUGUCUCUGUUCGUCUCAUCCGAACGUGGUGUCUGUAGUCGACGUGUAUUUGAAUGAGAUCGCCGUGCCGGGUGAGCUGACGCGCCGCAAACGGAUCCUUUUGGUACUAGAGUUGAUGGAGGGUGGUGAGUUGUUUGAUCGGAUUUCACGGAAGACCAAGUUUACUGAGAAAGAAGCUAGUAGCAUUAGCAAGCAAAUAGCAGAGGCCGUGCGUCAUUGUCAUUCGCUCAACGUGGCACAUCGCGAUCUCAAGCCUGAAAAUCUUCUGCUCAAGAGUGCGUCAGAGGAUGACGUCACGGUCAAGUUAUCUGACUUUGGCUUUGCGAAAAUGGAUCAAGGAGAUCUUACAACGCCGCAGUUCACGCCGUACUAUGUCUCGCCACAAGUUCUGCAAGCACAGCAAGCGCAGAGAAUGCAGCGGCGUACGGGUGGAAGUGGCAGUCCAGUCACUUACGACAAGAGCUGUGACAUGUGGUCUGUUGGAGUCAUUAUUUACAUCAUGUUGUGUGGCUAUCCACCGUUCUAUUCUGAGAGUCCAAGCACUCAGUUGUCGAAUAGGAUGCGCCGUCGGAUCAUGGGUGGUGAAUAUGACUUUCCACAGAGUGAAUGGCAGCAGAUAUCAGCGAAUGCAGUCUCUUUGGUCAAACAACUCUUAGUUGUUGACUCAACUGCCAGAUUUACCGCUGAAGAAGUGUGUAAUCAUCAGUGGAUCAACCAGGGGACUGAAUCAAAUUCUGUUCUUCAUUCACCAGGCAUAAUGCUAGAUAAAGAGGCAAUGGAUGCUGCCAAAGCAGCGCAUGCUAGUCAGCUGAUGGAGAUGCGAAUGCCUGAUGCUCUCUUUAAAUUGAAAGAUCCAUUGGAUGCAAAGAACAAAUUAAUGACUAAGAGAAUGAGACAGUCCUCUGAGCAGCCCAUGGAAGUAUGCCUGCCACUUGGACAAGCAUCUGCUCCCAUUCCUGCCACUGCUUCGGUCAAGAGUCUUCGUGAUGUUGUUGCAUUUUGUCUAAUGCCACCGCCACCAUCACAAGCUGUUGAUCCUCCGGAAAAAGCACUCGGGGAGUUGGUAAAAAAAGCAGUGGCUCUCAACCUAGAAUGUGAAAGCCUCAGUGAAGCAUUGAGACUGGAAUCAUGGGAUGGAACGAGGUUUACUAGGUCAAUAGACAGAAGAAGGUUAGCUACACAUAUACAGCAGCUUUUGUAG